AUGCCCCGCUGCCCCGGGCCUGCAGCCCCGCGCCCCGCUGCGUCCCCUGCGCCCCCCACGCCCCGUUGCCCCGGCCCGCGUCCCCUGCGCCCCCGGAGCGCGCGCCCGUGCCCCUCACGCCGCGCUGCCCCCGGCCUGCAGCCCUCGUCCCCUGAGCCCCGCUGCGUCCCCCGCGGCCCCCACGCCCCGCUGCCCCAGCCUGCAGCCCGCGCCCCGCUGCGUCCCCUGCGCCCCCCACGCCGCGCUGCCCCCGGCCUGCAGCCCUCGUCCCCUGAGCCCCGCUGCGUCCCCUGCGCCCCCCACGCCGCGCUGCCCCGGCCUGCAGCCCGCGCCCCGCUGCGUCCCCUGCGCCCCCCACGCCGCGCUGCCCCCGGCCUGCAGCCCUCGUCCCCUGAGCCCCGCUGCGUCCCCUGUGCCCCCAUGCCCCGCUGCCCCGGGCCUGCAGCCCCACACCCCGCUGCGUCCCCCGCGGCCCCCACGCCCCGCUGCCCCAGCCUGCAGCCCGCGCCCCGCUGCGUCCCCUGCGCCCCCCACGCCGCGCUGCCCCCGGCCUGCAGCCCUCGUCCUCUGAGCCCCGCUGCGUCCCCUGCGCCCCCCACGCCGCGCUGCCCCGGCCUGCAGCCCGCGCCCCGCUGCCUCCCCUGCGCCCCCGGAGCGCGCCCGGGCCCGGCGCGGGGCGGGGCCGCGGAGCGGCUGCGGCGCGCCGCCUCCCGCCCUCCGCCGAGUGGCGCCGGGGCCGCCGCUCGUACGUCAGGCGCAGGCCAGGGCCGCCCGGCGUCGGCAGCGCCCGCAGCCCCUCGGAGCGAGAGGAGAGGCGCCGCCGCCGGCCGCCGGGGCAGGUACGGCGGGGGCGCGCAGGGAGGGCCGGCUGAGGGGGCGCCGGCGGCCUGCGGGGCUCGGGGCCGGGCGCCCGCGCUCGCUCGCGGCCAGUGGGCGAUGAGUCCGCACAAUGGGCCGGCCCGUCCCCCGGGCCGGUGCGGCGGCGGCGGCGGCGGGGGAGGAUGCGAGGCGGCGGGUGUGCGCGCUGCCGGGGGCGGGGGGCUGCUCUGCGGCGCGGGGCCGGGCGCGGGGAGGGGGCCCCGCUCGCGUCCCCGGCGUCCCGCUCCCCCUCCCCUGCAGCAUUGUCCUUUCGGGGCCCCGGGCGGGGAGAAGCGCGGGGCGGGGGAGGCGGCUGAGCGGCGGCCGCGCGGGCCUAUGGCGCGGGGCGCGGCGCGCGCGGGGCGGGGCCGGUGCGGCGCAAGGUUUGGCGAAGGUUACCGGGCGAAUGCAGAAGUGACAGGGCCCCGAAGUCGCAGGCGUGCCACCCCGAACGCCCUGCUGGCUCGCCGCGGGCCGGACCCGAGGACGCGCGUCUGCGACCCGCCUCCCGGCCGGAGCGCCCCCAGGCUUGCUUGUGCCAGAGCUUCUGGUCGGCCCUUAGAGUCGGGGCCGCGCGGGUGA
Molecule: messenger RNA, 1440 nt
Organism: Ochotona curzoniae (black-lipped pika)
Lineage: Eukaryota; Metazoa; Chordata; Mammalia; Lagomorpha; Ochotonidae
Product: basic proline-rich protein-like
Exons: 2
Coding region: 1-1440 (479 amino acids)
Source: RefSeq, a predicted model, not a curated record